AUGCAGAUUGGUGAAGGAACUUACAGUAGUGUAUACAAGGCCCGGGAUCUAGUAACUGGCAAAAUAGUUGCCAUGAAGAAGGUCCGGUUCAUUAAUAUGGAUCCGGAGAGUGUUCGUUUCAUGGCUAGGGAAAUCAAUAUUUUGCGGAAACUUGACCAUCCAAAUGUUAUGAAGCUCGAAGGUAUAGUCACUUCUCGGAUGUCGCGCAGUUUGUAUCUUGUUUUCGAGUACAUGGAGCAUGACCUUGCAGGGCUUGCAGCAACUCCUGGCAUAGACAUCACUGAAGCACAGAUUAAAUGUUACAUGCAACAAUUAUUUCGUGGCCUCGAACACUGCCAUAGCCGGGGUGUCCUGCACAGAGACAUCAAGGGAGCAAAUCUGCUGAUUGACGACAAUGGAAUUCUUAAGAUAGCAGAUUUUGGUUUGGCUACAUUUUUCCAGGCUGAUCCUAAGCAACCACUAACAAGUCGUGUAGUAACUCUUUGGUACAGGGCACCUGAGCUUUUGCUUGGUGCCACUGAAUAUGGAGUUGCUAUAGAUUUGUGGAGUUCUGGUUGCAUACUUGCUGAGUUAUUUGCUGGGAAGCCUAUUAUGCCUGGAAGAACAGAGGUAGAGCAAAUGCACAAGAUAUUUAAGCUGUGUGGUUCACCCUCAGAGGAGUACUGGCAGAAAACAGAGCUACCACAUGCAUCAAGUUUCAAACCCCAAAAACCUUACAAAUGUCGUAUUGCUGCCACUUUCAAAAACUUCCCUCAGUCUGCCUUGUCUCUUGUUGAUAAACUCCUAGCAAUGGAACCCGAAAAUCGAGGCUCCGUUGCUUCUGCACUUAGAGCUCAGUUCUUUACAACAGAACCUUUACCUUGUGAUCCAGCAAGUUUGCCUAAGUACCCUCCCAGCAAAGAACUAGAUAUCAAACGUCGAGAUGAUGAAGCAAGAAGGAAAAAAGCAGAGGCUGUAAAGGGGAGAGGACCUGAAUCUGUUAGAAGACGUUCAAGAGAUUUUAAGGAAGUGCCUACACCAGAAGGAUCAGAUACUAAUGCAGAUUCUACAAGAAACCGUGGCAGCUUCAGAGCACAAAUGUCUCAGGCAGCUAAUACUUCCCGUGAGAAACGUGAUAAAGCAUCCAACGAAGAUCCUGCAUCGGGUUAUGCUCCAAGGAAGACGAAGAUCCAAUACUCAGGACCAAUGGUGCCUCCUGGAGGAAACAUUGAGGAUGUACUUAAAGAACACGAGAGGCAAAUCCAGCAGGUCAUACGGAAAGCACGUCUUGACAAGUGA
This is a messenger RNA of Gossypium arboreum, 1278 nucleotides long. Its product is annotated as probable serine/threonine-protein kinase At1g09600. The transcript is spliced from 5 exons. Gene Ontology annotation, biological process: protein phosphorylation; positive regulation of transcription elongation by RNA polymerase II. Gene Ontology annotation, molecular function: RNA polymerase II CTD heptapeptide repeat kinase activity; ATP binding; cyclin-dependent protein serine/threonine kinase activity. NCBI's taxonomy places the organism in Eukaryota, Viridiplantae, Streptophyta, Magnoliopsida, Malvales, Malvaceae. Gene Ontology annotation, cellular component: cyclin-dependent protein kinase holoenzyme complex; nucleus. Bases 1 to 1278 code for a protein of 425 amino acids. The record is from RefSeq and is a predicted model, not a curated record.